This is a messenger RNA of Juglans regia (Persian walnut), 2458 nucleotides long. RefSeq names its product pyruvate kinase isozyme A, chloroplastic-like. Gene Ontology annotation, molecular function: potassium ion binding; magnesium ion binding; pyruvate kinase activity. The coding region runs from base 431 to 2173 and encodes 580 amino acids. Gene Ontology annotation, biological process: glycolytic process. The record is from RefSeq and is a predicted model, not a curated record. Gene Ontology annotation, cellular component: cytoplasm. Lineage: Eukaryota; Viridiplantae; Streptophyta; Magnoliopsida; Fagales; Juglandaceae. The transcript has 7 exons.
GAGAACUGCAGGGAAAGUGACAACACAGCCGACACCAACAAGAGCAAAAUCUAAACCCUGAAAGAGCAGUUGACCGUUAAACUUGGACAGCUGCCUUGGCAGCCUUGCCUAGCUAUUACUGUCUACUACCGCCCUUUUCACUUGCCGUCAAUCUUUCAAAUUAUUUAUUGCAAACAACCGAAAUAGUGAGGCACUUUGGUGUUGCAUACCGAUUAAACUAGGGUUUCUUCCUUGACUUUUUAACUGAAAAUCCCCAGGCCCCCUACUACGUUGCCUUGUAUUCUCCACUACCCAAAACCCUGCGGAGUUUUCGAUACUUAUCGAGAGCACUGGUUUCUUUACUAAUCCAAGUGCUUACAAUCCCAAGUAAUAUCUUUUAGCUUGAUCUUUUCAUCGAGGAGUUCAUUUUGAGAGCACUGGUUUUCGAUCCAUGGCGAUCGUCCGGGAUUUAAGCCUAAUGUGCGGUCGAAUCAUCACUAAAAACUCGUGUUUGGAUUCGAAGAAUCGGGUUUUCGGAGCGUCGCUUUUUGGUGGCGGAUCUCGUUGUGACGAAGGGAAGUUUAAGGGAAAGUUUGGGUUUGGAGUACGGGCAGCGGUACAAGUGGGCGUGGAGGGAUCGAAAGGUUUGCGGGAGUUGAAGAGCUUAAAUGGGGUUUUGGAGGUUGAUGUGGUGUCGGAGGGUGACUUGAGGGAGAAGGGGUUCUUGGGGAUGAGGAAGACCAAGCUCGUGUGUACGAUUGGGCCCGCGUGUUGCUCGUUGGAGGAAUUGGAAAAGUUGGCAUUGGGAGGGAUGAACGUGGCUAGGCUUAAUAUGUGUCAUAAUACGAGAGAGUGGCACCGAGAUGUAAUUAGGAAGAUUAAGAGGUUGAAUGAGGCAAAGGGAUUUUGCGUUUCGGUGAUGAUUGAUACUGAAGGUACUCAGGUUCAUGUCGUGGAUCAUGGGGCUCCUUCCUCUGUCAAAGCAGAGGAUGGUUCAAUCUGGUUGUUUACUGCACAAAAGUUUGACGGAUCGCGUCCAUUCACGGUUCGAGCAAACUACGAAGGUUUUUCAGAAGGUAUCGAGGUGGGAGAUGAACUUGUUAUUGAUGGUGGAAUGGCAGGGUUUGAAGUAAUAGAAAAGAUUGGGAGUGAUUUACGCUGUAAGUGUACAGACCCUGGUUUAUUCCUACCUCGGGCUAAAUUGAGCUUUUGGAGAGAUGGGAAGCUUGUGGGAAGGAAUUAUGGGCUUCCUACUCUAUCAACUAAGGAUUGGGCUGACAUUGAAUUUGGAGUUUCUGAAGGUGUCGAUUUCAUUGCCAUGUCAUUUGUAAACGAUUCUGAUCCCGUCAGGCAUCUUAAGAACUACCUCUCCACCAAAUCAUCAAAAUCCACAAGGGUAUUGGCAAAGAUAGAGAGCUUGGAGUCUCUUCAGAAGUUGGAAGAAAUCAUAGAGGCGUCUGACGGAAUCAUGGUGGCUCGAGGUGACCUUGGAGUUGAAAUCCCACUUGAACAGAUUCCUACUGUGCAAGAAGAGAUAAUUAAUGUUUGUAGGAAGCUAAACAAACCAGUGAUUGUAGCUUCUCAGCUUCUCGAGUCCAUGGUUGAAUAUCCAAUCCCAACACGUGCUGAGGUUGCUGAUGUUUCUGAAGCAGUUCGGCAGUAUGCAGAUGCAUUGAUGUUGUCUGGUGAGUCAGCCAUUGGUUUAUAUGGACAGAAAGCUCUCUCUGUCUUGAGGAUGUCCAGCAGUCGAAUGGAAACUCGGGGUCGUGAGGACAAUCAACAAAGUCUUGUCCAUUCGUAUCAACUGGGAGCAUCAUUGCCCGAUCGCAUUGCUGAGCAGAUAUGCAAUUGUGCUGCAGAAAUGGCUAACAAACUUGGCGUGGAUGCAAUCUUUGUGUACACAAAGCAUGGACACAUGGCAUCACUCUUGUCACGGAACCGUCCAAACCCUCCAAUAAUUGCAUUCACGACUGAGGAUAGCACCCGAAUGGCUCUGAAUCUGCAGUGGGGAGUGAUUCCCCUCCUCCUUGAUCUAUCGGAUGAUAUGGAAGCUAACAUCUCGAAAAGCAUUGAUCUAAUAAAAUUGAGAGGGAUGUUUAGGGAGGGGGAUGCUGUGUUGGUCGUCUCAGAUGUCACCUCAACCCAUGCAACCCCAAUGGCUUUCCAAUCAAUCCAGGUCAAGACCAUCGCUUAGGGAGGCAUUUUUACCGGGACAAUGCUGCGUAACUCGUUCCUUGAUGACUUGCUGAAAGUGGUCGUCAUAGAUGACUUGCUGCAUAUUCAAUCGAUUUUAUUAUCUAUUACAAACUGGGAAGGAAUUAAGAACAUUUUCCUACCUUUGUCCUACUCCACCUCAUUAGUGAACACGUGAAGGGAAGCAAGAAAGAGAUUUGGAUAUGUUUGGAAAUACAACUGUUUUCAGACUACUACAUUAUUAUUCACAAACUGUUUUAUUACUAUUCAUACAUUAUUAGCGAUA